AUGGUAGCGUUCCUAGCGAUUUGGUUGUUCAGUCCUGCGAUUCUGGCACUGAGGACCACGUCUGGCUCGCCUUGUGCAGGUGUCUGUGGAACAACGACGAAUACCACCUCCGAUGAGAUCACUUGUCUGGAUCGGUCGUAUAAUGGAACUUCGACGGGCAAGAACUUCGAGAACUGCAUCUCUUGCCAGUUGGAUAGUGAAUUCCACGAUGCCAACACUGGGGAAUCGGAUGUGAACUGGGGCCUUUAUAACUUGCGCUACGCUUUCUCCACUUGCGUCUUUGGGUUCCCGGACUCGAUUUCCAAUGUCUCCUCUCCUUGUCCGGUCGCGUGUGAUGGUGUUCGCACCGCACUCGAGACAGAUAUCGAGGAGCCGAGUACCUCGAAUCUGGAUGCUUGGUGCGACACUCCCACAUUCGCGGAUAAUGUUGUCAACACCUGCGAGUUCUGCUACAAUCUCACCACUACCCAAGUCUACAUGGCCAACUUCCUCGAGUCCAUCCGCUAUAACUGCCACUUCAAGACAGUCACUGGCAAGAGAUUCAACAUCGAUCCAACCAGGAUCUUCACCCAAUCCCUUCUCCCGUCCAGUCUCUCCCUCACGACACCAGGCGCCAGCUCCUCGAACCUCAACCUGGGCGUGGUAAUCGCCGUUCCAAUCGUCGGCUUCCUUCUCAUCCUCGUCACACUGACGAUAUGCUGCUUUUUCUUCAUCCGUCACCGUCGCAGGAAGGCGCGUCGGACCCGCCAGUCAGGCCAUACCAUUUAUAACAACUGGAAUUCUCCUUCGAAUGGCCAGCAGGCUUGGGCUGAGCAGCAUGCCGCAGGUGCGUACGGCUAUGGUGCUGGUCUGGGAUUCAUGGACAAUGAUGGCCGUGGUCAGGAAUUGCCAUACGGUCACGGCAGUCCAGACCAGCAAUAUCAGCAGCAUCAGUACCAGCAGCAUUUCCAGGGGCAGGAUAAGUCGGGCUUCUCGAACCAGAUCACUGAACAGCCGAGUCAGGUCCCUGUCCACUCCCAGGUUCUGGAUCCUGACUCGAAGCGUCCGCAGCAGUGGGAGUGA
Molecule: messenger RNA, 1062 nt
Organism: Penicillium olsonii
Lineage: Eukaryota; Fungi; Ascomycota; Eurotiomycetes; Eurotiales; Aspergillaceae
Source: the annotation of a GenBank genome assembly